AUGGAUCCGUAUAGUUACGUGGCCGCGUCAUAUAUACGAGGCCUCGUAUUGCCUGUUGGUCAAAUUAAGGAUUUCACUUUUCAGCAGUAUCUUGAUCGCUUGAGGUCUGCUUCGGAAGUGCGCCUAUUGGACGUGUCUCCCGGUACGUCAGCCGACCAUCUGUUUUUCAACCCGCAAGGCUACCCCAAUGGACGCCUAUGUUUUGAUUUUAGUACAGUUCCUAUCGAUCCAGAGAUAUCUGCCCUUUUCGAUCUUGAUCCGUGGCGGCAACAGUUGUUAGUCGUAGGAAUCGCACAACAUCGGCAUGCUGAUAAAGAGCAGUUACAGCAGAGCCUGGUGCUAUUAAAGAAGCGCUAUCCUGAUGCUAUUUAUCGUAAGAUUUUUGUUUUUGGUGUUCCAGAUGACGCCAGUGCAGCAGAUUAUGAUAUUAAAGGUGUUACUACUAUUGCCAGCUCCAGUUUUGCUUCAUUGGAGAGAGCCAUGGCCGAUCUUGCCUCUGAGAUUUUGUACGAAAUGUCAGUUUAUGCUAUCAAUCGGAAACUGGGAUCGUUUAAAAGCCCUGCGUUGAAGGCGUUGGAUCAGACGAACGUGUCGCUCGCUGCAGCCAAGGAUUUCCGGGGCCAUCAUGCUCGUAAGUCUAGUUUGGGUCUCACUAAAGAUGGAACUUUUUCCACAGGCCUCACUGAGCGUCUAAAAUCUCGACAGCUCGGCCGAACUAAAAAGUUCAUGGGCUCUUUUUAUUUGAUGGCGGGACGCCUACCGGACGCUCUCACCGAAUUCGCUGAGGCGGCUCAAAUUUUGAAACAGUCUUACGAUCAUUUAUGGUUCGCAUCCACUUUAGAACAAAUUGGAGUUUGUUUGUUACUCCAGCAAUUCAGCGAGGUUCCGGUUACAAUCCCCAGUAUCGCGAAAGUCACGGUUGACGCUGACUCGGCCGGUAAAACAGCCAAGCUAGCUGCUAAAUCGGCUGCUGAUGCUGCGGCAGCGGCAAAAUUAGCUACCUCAAGGCUUGAAAGCCCGAGAAGAGGGGCGUCAUCGCAAGAUCAUCUUGAUAAUGAAAUGGUUGCCGAAGCUUUGCAGACAGGGCGCUCCGCUCUAGCCACUUUCCUUCCUCUAUUGAUGGACACAGUACUUCGUUUCUUCAAUCGCUGCUCUCCGGAAUCAGAAGAAAUGGUUCCUCAGGUUGUUUACGUUGAGAGUUCACUGCGUUUUGCUAGUUUAUUGACCGCCCUCAGGCUUGGCGGUGGUUGGAACUCUGCUUCUCUGUCUGCAAUCGUACGAAACACCCCACAAGAAAAAAAUUUUUCGCCGGUUGGUCCUUCGGUCAUGACCAUUGAGAUCUGGUGUGCACAUACUUUGAGUCCUUCACUCGAAGUUUUACCCAUCGCUACGACGUGCAGGUUCAUGUCUGCUUUGGCUAAACUCUACUGGCGUUUAGGGCUCAAAAGAAAGUGGUCAUUUGUGAUCCGACAGCUCAUUCAAAGACUUGAAAACGAAUUUCAUGAAAAUGAUUCUGAAGCCACCACAGUUUUAAACGGUCUUCACCCGUCUUUUUUGAAGUACGUGCUGGACACAAUAGUGGUUGUUUUUGACUGGAACACUUUGAAAAUCGAGUUCCUUAGAAACUUUUACAAGCUUUGUAACAGACCAAAUUACCGGUCGGUAGCAGUGAAAGCAGCUUGGCAGCUUCUGUCUUGCGGUGUAGAAGUGCUGUCAGCUUCUGAGCAAGCUCAAUUAUAUCACUUGAUUCGCAGUGAGCGUGAUUCCGCUCCUGGUCAGUACUGGGACCCGCUACUUCUUCGCGAUAUCACGAUCAAGCCUUCAAGCGGUGUUUUAAGCUCAACUACUACCAAUGGUACUGCGAGUAACAGAUCAUCAAUUGUUGGGCCUCCUGACAUUAUUUACAACCCAUUUGAGUCUCAAAAUAAGCUGGAAAAAAUGGUUACAAUUGUCGCUGGAGAACGUUGUAUAAUUAAUGUCAGGCUACAAAACCCUUUCCAAUUUCCUCUAGAUAUUUUUGAGCUUGCAGUUGUUGAUGAGGAAGGUAAUAAGGUCUGCUCUGUCGACCAAGCAUUGACUCUCUCUCCCAAUAGAGUGUCUACGAUCCCAGUCACAUUUGUGCCUCGCGAGGCAGGAGUUUUAACUGUAGGUGGCAUUUACGCUCAUGUCGGUGGUUGUUCUGGUGGGCUUUUCUGGCUCCGUGAUCCUUUGGCAACAUUAUUUGUGAGCCGCCAAAAGCAAGAAUUGGAAACCCCAGAGUGGCCCACACACACUAUCAAAGCCCGUAUCAACGAGGGUCGUCCAAGUCUCGUGCUGUGUGAAAACUCAUUACCCAAAGGCUGGGCCAUGUUGUUGGAAGGAGAAAGAAUUCCAUUCAAAGCUGAAGUUCAAAAUGUAUCGACAACCGAUGCGCACAUUGCUAGCUUUGGAUUUACUGACUCGACAGUUGAGCCACUCAAGCAAGCUAUAGCUGCGCCAGAUGCCACUCGAGCUGACAUUUAUGAGUACGAGUACUUCCUACACAAACGCCGCGCCGUCGAACUGAUUUCGCAAACGUCUAAAAUUGCGAGUGGGGAAGUGGCCGAGUUUGAGUUCACAUUAUAUGGAAAACGCGGUAUCAAUAGUGCUGCUGUGCUUUUAGACUACGGUGCUGGCGAGGAUUAUACGAGACGUCUUCGGAUCCCUUUGAACAUUACUGUUUUCCCUUCAGUUGAGUUAGAACGUGUGGAUGUUCUUGCCGUGGGAUUGCCCGGUGAUGAGCCAGAAUUGACCAUUGUUCUUGACCUUCGUAAUGCUUGGCGUGAGAGUUUCGAAGUCACGUUAUGGACGAAAGAUUCGAGCGAUAAUGAAGUUGCAUCAGUGACCCAAACCAUUGACUCACAAAAGAGCUCACGGUUUUUACUUCCUUUAAAAUGGAACGGCGUCUCUGCGGAGAAGCUUGCACAGCCCAUCCCUUCACUAUCCUCUCGUCAAUUUGUGGUCGAUUCUAAAACGACCCAAGAGCAAAUUCAAUCUUUCUGGCUUCGUGAGGAACUUCUCAAAUACAUUGGAGGUACCUGGCGCCUUUCAGCGGAUGGAGAACUAAGAAGCGGUCAAGUCGAGCUCCGUGGACUGCAACUAUCCAAAAAAAUGGUUGCUGUACUUCGCACCGAGCCUCUGGUUAUUCAGAUGGAAGUUACGACUCCGGCUCCGCUGACUAUAGAGUCUCGAGCAGUCAUUCGCACCAAAAUUGUAAACAAGACCUCCAAAAAAAAGUACGGAAUGCUACGAUUUAUUCCAAACGACACACAUAAUAUCUUGUGGGCCGGAAAUCUUCAGCAACCGGUCUCAAUUGAACCGGAAUCCGAGCAGAGUGUAGACUUGGAGUUUUUACCACUGGCCUGGGGAAGCUACGAGUGGACUGCUAUCUACGACGUUAUCGGGGGUGGGCAGGCGCUACUGAAAACACCGCUUUUGUUGGAGGUACCAUCUAUUAAAUAA
Messenger RNA from Wickerhamiella sorbophila, 3480 nucleotides. RefSeq lists its product as hypothetical. The record is from RefSeq and is a predicted model, not a curated record. The transcript has a single exon. Bases 1 to 3480 code for a protein of 1159 amino acids. Lineage: Eukaryota; Fungi; Ascomycota; Dipodascomycetes; Dipodascales; Trichomonascaceae. Gene Ontology annotation, cellular component: trans-Golgi network.